Molecule: messenger RNA, 1854 nt
Organism: Homo sapiens (human)
Lineage: Eukaryota; Metazoa; Chordata; Mammalia; Primates; Hominidae
Gene: TSKS
Product: testis specific serine kinase substrate
Exons: 11
Coding region: 60-1838 (592 amino acids)
Biological process (GO): spermatogenesis
Cellular component (GO): centriole
Molecular function (GO): protein kinase binding
Source: RefSeq, marked reviewed
ACAGUAGGUAGGAAGUCUCAGAGGAAGGAGCCCCUCCCUGGGAGCCAGACCCCCACACCAUGGCGAGCGUGGUGGUGAAGACGAUCUGGCAGUCCAAAGAGAUCCAUGAGGCCGGGGACACCCCCACGGGGGUGGAGAGCUGCUCCCAGCUAGUCCCAGAGGCUCCCCGGAGGGUGACCAGCCGGGCCAAGGGGAUCCCGAAGAAAAAGAAGGCCGUGUCGUUCCACGGGGUGGAGCCCCAGAUGUCCCAUCAGCCCAUGCACUGGUGCCUGAACCUCAAACGGUCCUCGGCCUGCACCAACGUGUCACUGCUCAACCUGGCCGCCAUGGAGCCCACUGACUCCACGGGGACAGACUCCACAGUGGAAGACCUCAGCGGCCAACUCACACUGGCUGGGCCCCCUGCCUCCCCUACCCUACCCUGGGAUCCGGAUGACGCAGACAUCACGGAAAUCCUGAGUGGGGUCAACAGUGGAUUGGUCCGCGCCAAAGACUCCAUCACCAGCUUGAAGGAAAAGACCAACCGGGUUAACCAGCACGUGCAGUCUCUGCAGAGCGAGUGUUCUGUGCUGAGCGAGAAUCUGGAGAGAAGGCGGCAAGAGGCAGAAGAGUUGGAGGGGUACUGCAUUCAACUCAAGGAGAACUGCUGGAAGGUGACCCGGUCUGUGGAAGAUGCUGAAAUCAAAACCAACGUCUUGAAGCAGAAUUCUGCCCUGCUGGAGGAGAAGCUGCGCUACCUCCAGCAGCAGCUGCAGGAUGAGACGCCGCGACGGCAGGAGGCCGAGCUGCAGGAGCCGGAGGAGAAGCAGGAGCCGGAGGAGAAGCAGGAGCCGGAGGAGAAGCAGAAGCCGGAGGCUGGCCUCUCCUGGAACAGCCUGGGCCCCGCCGCCACGUCCCAGGGCUGCCCCGGCCCGCCAGGGAGUCCCGACAAACCCUCGCGGCCACACGGCCUGGUCCCCGCAGGCUGGGGAAUGGGGCCUCGGGCUGGCGAGGGCCCCUACGUGAGCGAGCAGGAAUUGCAGAAGCUGUUCACCGGCAUCGAAGAGCUGAGGAGAGAGGUGUCCUCACUGACCGCCCGGUGGCAUCAGGAGGAGGGGGCGGUGCAGGAAGCCCUGCGGCUGCUCGGGGGCCUGGGCGGCAGGGUCGACGGCUUCCUAGGCCAGUGGGAGCGGGCACAGCGCGAACAGGCACAGACGGCGCGGGACUUGCAGGAGCUGCGAGGUCGGGCGGAUGAGCUGUGCACCAUGGUGGAGCGGUCAGCAGUGUCUGUGGCUUCACUGAGGAGCGAACUGGAGGGGCUGGGCCCACUGAAACCCAUUCUGGAGGAGUUCGGGCGGCAAUUUCAGAACUCUCGAAGAGGGCCUGACCUCUCCAUGAACCUGGAUCGGUCCCACCAAGGCAACUGUGCCCGCUGUGCCAGCCAGGGGUCGCAGUUGUCUACGGAGUCCCUGCAGCAGCUGCUGGACCGAGCACUGACCUCACUAGUGGACGAGGUGAAGCAGAGGGGCCUGACUCCUGCCUGUCCCAGCUGUCAGAGGCUACACAAGAAGAUUCUGGAGCUGGAGCGCCAGGCCUUAGCCAAACACGUCAGGGCAGAGGCCCUGAGCUCCACCCUUCGGCUGGCCCAAGACGAGGCCCUGCGGGCCAAGAACCUACUGCUGACAGACAAGAUGAAGCCAGAGGAGAAGAUGGCCACUCUGGACCAUCUACACUUGAAGAUGUGCUCCCUCCACGAUCAUCUCAGCAACCUGCCACUUGAGGGGUCCACGGGAACAAUGGGGGGAGGCAGCAGUGCAGGAACCCCCCCAAAACAGGGGGGCUCAGCCCCUGAACAAUAAAUGGCCUCUCAUGCUA